AUGAAUGGACAGCCGCCACAGCAACGUCAACCACAAAAUGAAUUGGUAGCCUUUUAUAAAGAAAUACCAAUAUGUACAAGAUUUUUAUUUACAAGUUAUCUUGUGAUAACAGUAUUGGGUAAUAUAGGUCCAAUUAGCCCAUAUUAUUUCUUUUUUCUUCCUGAAUACACCUUUGGUCAUUUCCAGAUAUGGAGACUUUUCACGUCAUUUUUCUUUUACUCUUUUAAUUUCAAUGGAGCAAUUCAAUUAUACUUUUUAUAUCGAUACUCUAAAGAGAUAAUAGGAGGAAUGAUUAAGGGAUUGGUAUUAUUCAAUCAAAGUUUGGUAAUGGCAAUUAUAUAUAUAUGGGCUCAAUUAUUCAAGGACGCUAUAGUAACUUUUAUGUUUGGUCUAAGAUUCAAGGGAGUAUAUUUACCGUUUGUGUUAUUGGCAUUUGAAGCAUUACAAAUGGGUGGGGGCUUGCCGUGGGCAUCAAUAAUAGGAAUCAUCACAGGUCAUAUAUAUUAUUAUCUAAAAGAAAUAUAUCCUGCGAGUGGUGGUACAAGAUUUCUAAACACCCCACAAUGGUUAUAUAAUUGGUUUCCUGUCAAUCGUGCUGGAUUACGAACCUCAUUUGGUGUUGUCCUAAAUCCCGGCGGGAGAGCUCAACAACAAAGUUCAACUGACGGAACAAGACAUAGUUGGGGUAGAGGUCAGAGAUUAGGAUCAUAA
Funneliformis mosseae is the source of this 711-nucleotide messenger RNA. The record is from the annotation of a GenBank genome assembly. Lineage: Eukaryota; Fungi; Glomeromycota; Glomeromycetes; Glomerales; Glomeraceae.